UCCAAACCUCCAGACAUCUCUUUGCGAAGAAGGCAGCGGCUCUGCUUUGUUUACUUUAAAGAUGGAUGUUCAAUUACAUAUAUUUUCUGAAAGCAUUAGCAAUCUGGUUUAAAAUCGGAACCUAGAAUGUAAGAUAGAAAAAACACAGCAUGGAGGAAUCGUGGGAUUUUGAAUUCUUGUCUCGUGUGGUUGAUAGUCUGGUGUCCUUUCUGUCCGAAUUUGUGGACGAUUGGCUGGCCAACGACAUGCGAGUUGCAGUGUUUAAAAUUCUGUUCAGCUGGCUCGUCAUCAGUCUCGUAGCCAUCCACUUUGCAUGGAAAGUGUACGGGAACACUGUCAACGAUAUGUACUACAGACAGGGGACUGGAGGACAGAAUGGCGGGACUCCUGACACGGCGCCUAACCUGAGCGGAUGGGAAAGUGCAGCUGGUGAUGCCAAGAAAACCCACCGUGAGUGAUGUACCAGCAACUGGACUAAGAGCACCAACACACAAGAUGGAUUAAAGCAAUUGAAGACUUCAGAUGCAAAAGCCUCUCAGUGCCGUUUGAAAUUUUCUUCUAAAAUGAGCAUUUUUAUCAAGCUCUGUUUAGGUUCAGUAAUUUCACUUUAAUGGCAAUUAAUAGGUAAUUUUCAUUGCCAUUAAAGUGAAAUAACUGAACAUAAACAUACAAGCUUGAUAAAAAUGCUAAUUUUAGAAGAACAUUUCAGAUGGCACUUCGAGGCUUUUGCAUCUGAAGUCUUCAAUUGCAUUCCUUCAAGAACAUUAAAUACAUCAGAACUUGUGCCAUUAAAUCCUUUUUUCUUGUUAAGAUGUCUGUGAUGGACUGUGGUGCAAAACUUAACACAUGAAUAUGUGCUUGAACAUACACGACUGAAUGGUGCUGUGCACUGGAAAGGGAGCAUUAGAGGAUACUGUGAUAUAUAGCAGCUCUGGCUCUUUUAGAAUGUUUGGUUGGAUUGAAUUCUUAAAGUUAGUAGAUAGCAAGACUUGAGCGAUUCUCACACAGUAUCAUUUUACUAAAAACUGACAGGAAUACUAGACAAAAUGCAGGUCCCAAAUGUUCACAUAAUAAUUUGUUCUGUUAGUAGAAAUCAAAUAAUUGAUUUCAGUGAUGUAUGAAAAUGGACUCGACUGUACAGAAAUAAGACAUACCUCUGCCAUGCUUUCAGGUGUCCGGAAGGUUACAGCUGUCUUUUUGCAGUGCAAAUAAUAAAUACAAUUUGUACCUAA
Messenger RNA from Megalobrama amblycephala (Wuchang bream), 1232 nucleotides. It is a transcript of the gene tcta, whose product is annotated as T cell leukemia translocation altered. Lineage: Eukaryota; Metazoa; Chordata; Actinopteri; Cypriniformes; Xenocyprididae. Bases 150 to 458 code for a protein of 102 amino acids. The transcript has 3 exons. The record is from RefSeq and is a predicted model, not a curated record.